AUGGACGGCCGACAGGAAGGAAAGAAAUCGGAAGAUUUGCCGGUGAACAGCAGUCCGUAUACGCAAUACAAAGACUUGGAGGACUACAAGCAACAAGGAUAUGGCACUCAGGGUCACCAACAGCCGCAGCCUGGCCGUGGAGCAGCUGCCUCCACCGACGCCCCCACUUCAGGCGGUGGUACACUUCCUUCUCAACCGCAGAAGGGUAGUGAUCCCGCCGGAGCUCCGGCUACAGCCACCGAUACCGUCAACCAAUACGGCGUACCUUAAAAUAUGUUGGUUAUAUCAAAGCUUUGAUGUUUUUGCUUGUAUUGCAUAAGGAGUGAAUUCUAAUGAGCUGUUUAUCAAAUGCAUAUUUGGGCAAGCGCUUGCUAAGUCACGUUACCUUACUGGAUGAA
This is a messenger RNA of Cynara cardunculus var. scolymus (artichoke), 398 nucleotides long. RefSeq lists its product as uncharacterized. Bases 1 to 270 code for a protein of 89 amino acids. NCBI's taxonomy places the organism in Eukaryota, Viridiplantae, Streptophyta, Magnoliopsida, Asterales, Asteraceae. The record is from RefSeq and is a predicted model, not a curated record. The transcript has a single exon.